CGUCUAUGUCGUGAAUAUUUUGUCACUCUGAGUGAAGCUCUUAUCUCUUAGAGGACCAUGAAACAACCUUGGUUACACGAUCUCCGUCGAGGCUGAGUACAAAGUCAUGGCAGGUGAUGUAAGUGAGGUUAUCUAGCUUAGAGCUCUUCUUCGUGAGAUAUGUGUUGCUUCUGUUGGUCCCACAGAUUUUCAUUGAGAUGAUCAGGCGACUCUUCAUAUUAUCGCUAAUCCUGUGUUUCAUGAGCGUACGAAGCACGUUGAAAUGGACUGUUAUUUCGGUCAUAUCAUAUCACGUCCCAUGAAAUUCUUCAUAAGAAGGUUUCUACUCGUGAUCAGCUUGUUGAUCUUUUUACUAAAAAUCUUCCCAAUGAUCGUUUUCAAGAGCUCCUGUUGAAGUUGGCAUUAGUAAUUUGCAUGCCUCAACAUGCGGGGAAGUGUUGGGGGUGUAUAAUUAAAUGUUUUUUUUUUGGUGCAGUAAAUAUAUUUUCAUGUCUUUGUACUCCCUCAAAAUAGUAAUUGCUAAUUACACAGGAAGAAAAGUUAUUUCUUCAUUAAUUGCUAACUUGGACCUAAAGCCCAACUUCCCCACUACGGCACUACCCCUGAAAAUCUCUUAUCUUCUCUUGCUAUGUUAUUCAUGGAUCUAAUGCUUUAGUUGACUCGAGAAAAAAAAGAAGAACUAACAAUAAUGCAGAAUGAAAGGCCUUGUAGACUGUAUAGGUGUUCUGAAUUCUGAUCCUGACCUCUGCAUAAUAACACUAAGACCUACAUCCUAAUCCUAGUUUGCUCUAUCGCUUCUGCCUUCCUUCCUUCCUUGGCCCACUCUGGAAGAAAAGGAUGACCGACCAUGGAUGGAGAGACUGAAAACAAACAUAGUCGAAGUGGGCUGGUUGGUUGGUUUGCCAUCAUGGUCCCAUCUCCCGGCCCAUUUCUCACCUCCUCUUCUCCUUCGUCAACUGGUUGGUUCUCCCAUUUGAUACUUACCUUUCUGGAAAGAAACUAGGAAGUGUAAACUCGUUAAGGGGUGGGAAAAUGAUUCUGUGAACAGUUGCAAUUUCUAAGCUCAAAUCAUCACAGUAAACUCUCACUGCAUUGCUCUAACUGAGUGGUCACCACAAGGGAAGUUCACGUACAGAAGAGAUCUUUCACACAAACGUGGGCAGCAUCGUUGCAAUGUUUUGUUUCCUUUUCCUUUCUUUUAACUUUUUCCCUCCACUACCCUCUCCAACUUGGCCUCAACACAACUGCAUGCGCAUCAGCAGCAGGCCUGCAUACUUGGAACUUACAACUUCGCCAUUCCCCUCCUACCUACAUAGCUAGCUGCUAUGAAUUCUGUUCGUAAGUGGCAUAUGAUGCAUAAUUGAAUUUGAACAUCUCCUAACAAUUCGAGUGAUUUGUACCAACUGAAUGUUAACAUGAUAUCAGAGUUUUCUAUAAUCGAAAGGUCUUCUGCUAGAAUCUCGGUGACCCUAUUUGUUAAGCUUACCAUAUUUGAACCUGUGGAAACUUCAAACUCGUAUGAGUAGGAUUUUCGUUUGAGAGGGUGUGCUAGUAAGUGGUAUAUGAUCCAUAAUUGAAUACCUCCCAACAACUUAAGUUAUUCGGACUAACUGAUUCGUUCUAAUUGGUGGCUGCAACUCCCUUCUUGCUACUAGUAUAAAUAACCAACAUGCAUGACAUUCCCCUUUGUAAAUUACUCCCACUAACAUGAAAUCCCCUCUCUUUCAUCUCUUGGCUUUUGCCUCCAUUUCCUUCUUCGUUUUCUUCUUCUCAACCUUCCCAGUAACAACCCAUUUCUCCAUCACACACUCAAAUCACUUGCAGGUUGUCUCCCACAUCUCACUCCCACCAGAAAUCCCUCCCACUGACCCUCCAUCUCCAUCUCCAUCUCUAUCUCCCUCUCCAUCACCUUAUGAGCCUACUGCAGUUUUCAGUGUGCUCUCUUACGGUGCAGUUGGUGAUGGUGAAGCAGACGACACUUCAGCUUUCAAGAUGGCAUGGGACAUUGCCUGCAGCCAAACAGAAUCCGUGAUCCUCGUAGCUCCAGCUGGUUAUCGCUUCAUCGUUCACUCUACUAUCUUCACUGGACCUUGUCAAACUGGCCUCAUUUUUCAGAUUGAUGGAACCAUAAUGGCACCGGAUGGACCGAGAUCAUGGCCGAAAUACUCCGACAAGAGACAGUGGUUGGUGUUCUACAAUGUCACAGGCAUGACAAUGCAGGGUGAUGGUGUUGUAGAUGGGAGAGGACAUAAAUGGUGGGAACUCCCCUGUAAGCCUCAGAAAUUUCAGGCGAUUCGUGGAACAAAAGUAGCUCCUCCCCCCUGUGAUAGCCCAGUUGCGAUAAGGUUCUUCAUGAGCUCAAACCUCACAGUUCAAGGAUUCAAAGUGCACAACAGUCCUCAGUUCCACUUCAGGUUCGACCAAUGUCGAAAUGUCGUGGUGCGAAAGCUCGACAUCAACUCGCCUGCUUUGAGUCCUAAUACAGAUGGGAUUCACAUCGAAAACACCAACAACUUCAUACUACAGAGUUCUCUCAUCUCCAAUGGAGAUGACUGUGUGUCCAUUGGAGCAGGAAGUUAUAAUGUUCACAUACAGAACAUUAGCUGCAGCUCAGGCCACGGGAUUAGCAUUGGCAGCCUAGGGUCCCGUAACUCAAAAGCCUGUGUAUCGAACAUCACAGUGUCUGACUGCUUCAUCCAUCAGUCUCAGAACGGUGUACGAAUCAAGACAUGGCAAGGAGGGUACGGCUCGGUAUCCCAGGUCAAGUUCCACAACAUCUGGAUGGAAGGUGUCCGAAACCCUGUGAUCAUAGACCAGUACUACUGCCUCUCCGGGAACUGCUCCAACCAGACCAGUGGAGUCUACAUACAUGAUGUCUCUUACUCAAAGAUCCGGGGCACGUACGAUGUCAGGAGCCCUCCAAUGCAUUUGGCCUGCAGCGAUUCGGUGCCCUGCAGGGACCUCAAGCUGUCGGAUAUAGUGUUGGUCCCCGGAGCUGCUGAUGGUCGAGUAGGAGAGAAGAACCCAUUCUGCUGGAAUGCUUAUGGAGCAAACCAGACGCUCAUCGUCCCUCCUGUUUCUUGCUUGAUGGGAGGGAGUCCAGAUUUGAUGAUGGACUUGAAGGAUGAUCUUUGUUGACCUAACUUUAGCAACCAUUUUGGAUUCCAGCAAACACAAAAAGAACAAGAAAAAACACUAGGCCUUGACUUGGGAACUGGGUGCUGCCACAUCUACUAAAUGGCAACAUUCAGUAGUAUGAUGUACAAUCUUUCUCGGCGCAAAAUAGAAAUUGCAGACUACAUAUUCUUAGCUACUGGCUGUGGACGGUAGCAAUAAGGUAGAGGAAUCUCUCAUAGUAUAUCAGGCAAGAGAGGUCUACUAAAGAUGAUGCAAGUUGAAAGUAGGAGCAAGCAUGUAAAUGUUGGUACAAAAUGCAGAUGAAAGAAGGGAAGGAUAGUAGGGGACCAGGGAGGCCAAACUUGCACCCCUACAGUUGGGCGGCUGCCCUAAAUAAGGCUUUUACCAGAAG
This is a messenger RNA of Linum trigynum, 3529 nucleotides long. NCBI's taxonomy places the organism in Eukaryota, Viridiplantae, Streptophyta, Magnoliopsida, Malpighiales, Linaceae. The record is from the annotation of a GenBank genome assembly.